Messenger RNA from Leopardus geoffroyi (Geoffroy's cat), 1143 nucleotides. Its product is annotated as high mobility group protein B3-like. The record is from RefSeq and is a predicted model, not a curated record. The coding region runs from base 141 to 725 and encodes 194 amino acids. Gene Ontology annotation, biological process: regulation of transcription by RNA polymerase II. The transcript has a single exon. Gene Ontology annotation, molecular function: DNA binding, bending. NCBI's taxonomy places the organism in Eukaryota, Metazoa, Chordata, Mammalia, Carnivora, Felidae.
AGACACGAUGGGCUUCCACCAAACACUAAACUGGAAAGUUUAUCGAAGGACGCGGGACAAGAAAUGCAGCAGAUACUCAUCUUCAACUCACUGGAAGAAGGCCCAGCAGGCUGCCCAGACUAGCGAACAAUACAGUCAGGAUGGCUAAAGGUGAUCCCAAGAAACCAAAGGGCAAGAUGUCUGCUUAUGCCUUCUUUGUGCAGACAUGCAGAGAAGAACGUAAGAAAAACCCAGAGGUCCCUGUCAAUUUUGCAGAAUUUUCCAAGAAGUGCUCUGAGAGGUCGAAGACAAUGUCUGGGAAAGAGAAGUCUAAAUUUGAUGAAAUGACAAAGGCAGACAAAGUGCGCUAUGAUCAGGAAAUGAAGGAUUAUGGACCAGCUAAGGGAGGCAAGAAGAACAACCCUAAUGCCCCCAAAAGGCCACCAUCUGGAUUCUUCCUGUUCUGUUCAGAAUUCCACCCCAGGAUCAAAUCUACAAACCCUGGUAUCUCCAUUGGAGACGUGGCAAAGAAGCUGGGCAAGUUGUGGAGUAACUUAAGUGACAGUGAAAAGCAGCCUUACAACAACAAGGCAGCGAAGCUGAAGGAGAAGUAUGAGAAGGAUGUCGCUGACUAUAAGUCUAAAGGAAAGUUUGAUGGUGCAAAGGGUCCUGCAAAAGUUGCCCAGAAAAAGGUGGAAGAGGAAGAUGAAGAUGAGGAGGAAGAAGAGGAGGAGGAGGAUGAAUAAAAAAAAAAAAACUGUUUAUCUGCCUCCUUGUGAAUACCUUAGAGUAGGGAGUGCCGUCAUUGACACCUCUCUUAUUUGAGGCGUGUCUGUUGCCCUCGUUAGGUUUAAUUACACAAUUGGGUCAUGGUCAUAUUGUAGUCUCUUCAGAGUGCUCUAGAAAUUGUCAGUGGUUUACAUGAAGCCGCCAUGGGGGUCUGGAGCACCCUGAAACUGUAUCAAAGUUGUACAUAUCUCCAAACAUUUUUAAAACGAAAAGGCUCUCGUGUUCUCCUCACUCUGUGCACUUUGCUGUUGGUGUGACAAGGCAUUUAAAGAUGUUUCUGGCAUUUUCUUUUUUGAAUUUGUAAGGUGGUGUUAACUCUAUGGUUAUUGGCUAGAAAUCCUGAGUUCUCAACUGUACAUAUCUAUAGUUUGUAAA